Molecule: messenger RNA, 2526 nt
Organism: Dipodomys spectabilis (banner-tailed kangaroo rat)
Lineage: Eukaryota; Metazoa; Chordata; Mammalia; Rodentia; Heteromyidae
Gene: Numbl
Product: NUMB like endocytic adaptor protein
Exons: 10
Coding region: 179-1969 (596 amino acids)
Source: RefSeq, a predicted model, not a curated record
GCCCCCGCAGCGGAACCCUCCGGGGAGCCGAGCUGGCUCGCGCGCGUGCAUCCCGCACCAGCCUCCGGCCCCGGGCCCGGUCCGCGUCACACCGAGCCGCCGCCGCCACAGCAGCCGCAGCCACUCGGGAAGCCAGGCCCAGCCGGGGCCGCGGGAGGCGGGGGCGCCGGGGCCCUGGAUGUCCCGCAGCGCGGCGGCCAGCGGCGGACCCAGGAGGCCUGAACAGCAUUUGCCCCCAGCCCCUUGUGGGGCCCCGGGGCCUCCUGAGACCUUCAGGACGGAGUCGGACGGGGCGGGCACCAUGAACAAGUUACGGCAGAGCCUGCGGCGGAGGAAACCAGCCUACGUGCCCGAAGCAUCGCGCCCGCACCAGUGGCAGGCGGACGAAGACGCUGUGCGCAAGGGCACCUGCAGCUUCCCGGUCAGGUACCUGGGCCACGUGGAGGUGGAGGAGUCCCGAGGCAUGCACGUGUGUGAAGAUGCUGUGAAGAAGCUGAAGGCGAUGGGCCGGAAGUCCGUCAAGUCGGUCCUGUGGGUGUCUGCCGAUGGGCUCCGAGUAGUGGAUGACAAGACCAAGGACCUGCUGGUGGAUCAAACCAUCGAGAAAGUCUCCUUCUGCGCUCCUGACCGCAACCUGGACAAGGCAUUCUCCUACAUCUGCCGGGAUGGCACGACUCGCCGCUGGAUCUGCCACUGCUUCCUGGCACUCAAGGACUCCGGAGAGCGGCUGAGCCACGCCGUGGGCUGCGCGUUCGCGGCCUGCCUGGAGCGGAAGCAGCGGAGGGAGAAGGAGUGCGGCGUGACGGCCGCCUUCGACCCCAGCCGCACCAGCUUUGCCCGCGAGGGCUCCUUCCGCCUGUCGGGUGGCGGGCGGCCCGCCGAGCGCGACGCCUCAGACAAGAAGAAAGCAGAGGCAGUGGCUGCUCCGGCUGUGGCCCCUGGCCCUGCCCAGCCUGGACAUGUGUCCCCAACCCCCGCCACCACAUCCCCCGGUGAGAAAGGGGAGGCAGGCACCCCAGUGGCGGCAGGCACCACGGCAGCCGCCAUCCCCCGGCGCCAUGCCCCUCUGGAGCAGCUGGUCCGCCAGGGUUCCUUUCGAGGGUUUCCAGCUCUCAGCCAGAAGAACUCUCCAUUCAAACGGCAGCUGAGCCUGCGGCUGAAUGAGCUGCCAUCCACUCUGCAGCGCCGGACUGACUUCCAGGUGAAGGGCACAGUGCCUGAGAUGGAGCCGCCAGGUGCCAGCGACAGUGACAGCAUCAAUGCUCUGUGCACACAGAUCAGCUCUUCUUUUGCCAGUGCUGCUGCCCCCCCAUCAGGACCACCACCUGCCACAGCAGGAUCGUCUGCCUGGGGUGAGCCCGCAGUGCCCCCUGCAGCUACCUUCCAGCCUGGACACAAACGGACACCAUCAGAGGCUGAACGAUGGCUGGAGGAAGUGUCUCAGGUGGCAAAAGCUCAGCAACAGCAGCAGCAGCAGCAGCAAGCCACCUCGGUGCCCACAGUGCCCCCUGCCCUACAGCCCUUCCCUGCCCCCGUGGGGCCCUUCGACACCACACCCGCCCAGGUGGCGGUGUUCCUGCCACCCCCCCACAUGCAGCCUCCCCCAUUUGUACCUGCCUACCCCGGCCUAGGCUACCCCCCCAUGCCCCGGGUGCCCGUGGUGGGCAUUACCCCCUCACAGAUGGUGGCCAACGCUUUCUGCUCAGCUGCCCAGCUCCAGCCUCAGCCCGCCACCUUACUUGGCAAAGCUGGGGCCUUCCCACCCUCCGCCGCCCCCAGUGUCCCUGGGGGCCAGGCCCGGCCACGCCCCAAUGGAGCCCCCUGGCCUCCAGAGCCAGCCCCUGCCCCAGCCCCUGAGUUGGACCCCUUCGAGGCCCAGUGGGCAGCGUUAGAAGGCAAACCUUCCACCGAGAGGCCCCCCAACCCCUUUUCGGGAGACCUGCAGAAGACCUUCGAGAUUGAACUGUAGCCCCAGCUGCCCUGCCCACCCUGAUGCGCUAGACGUGCCAUGCCUGGGAGUGGGGACCCAGCCUCCCUCCCCUAAGACUGCGCCCCUCAGCGCCCCCCUCUAAGCCCUUCUCUCCACCACCCCUCAGAAACCACUACAGAACCAAUAUCUUGAUGGCCAGGUUGCGACAGGAUGGAAUUCAGGGACCGACCCAGCCUGGCUAAGGGAACUAUUUCACUGCUGGACUGAAGCUGGCAAUGCCCCGCCCCAGCCCUUCUCCCCUUCCUCCCCCACCCCCCCCACCUUCAGUUCAAGCUACAUUUCCCAGUUUCUCCUGUUGCCCUUCCAACUUGCCAGUGUCGGGCAGGAUAGAGGAGGGGCUACCCACCUAGGGGCCCUCCUGGGCCCACCCAAGUCUGGUUAUCUCCUCUCCCCCACCUAAACACAGCACAAGCUAAGGGCUCCCCUGUGCCCACGCUGCGUUCACUGCCAAUGCUGUGCCCACCCCUACUGCCUUCCCUCACCACUCGGGGCUCUUUAUCAUCCGGGGGACCGAGGUCUCAUGGGGCAGGGGCCAG